AUGCCUGUAUUGCAGCUCGAUCGUAUCGAGCCGAGCAUCACCGCACAGGACUUCUUCACAAACUACAUAGCCAAACGCCGACCAGCCAUCAUAUGCGGUCUCCCCGACGAUCCGACUUUCCAAGCCCACAAGUGGACAGACCUGGACUACCUAGCACGCAAGGCCGGUGAUUCGGCGCUGCUCGUUGAACCCAUGCACCCUGCGACGCGUCAGUUCGGAACCGAUGUCCAGCGCGUGUCGAUGCCGUUCCGCGAGUUCCUCGCGUCGCUCAGCGAGGACAGCGAGAAGCCGCACCACUAUCUCACAACGCAAUACGCAGAUGACGACGAGGACUUAGAGACGCUUUUCUCUCCGCCCACGGACGCGCUGAUGAACGACUUUCCCCGUGUGCCGCGUCUCAUGGGCAAUCUCUGCCUCCAGCAGGUCAAUCUCUGGCUCGGCAAGUCCGCCGACGGGUCAUCUUCGGGUCUGCAUCAUGACUUCCAUGACAACCUAUACUGUCUGCUCCAGGGCCGGAAGCGGUUCGCCCUCCUGCAGCCCGCUGAGGUGGAGCAUCUAUACCCACACGGUCAGCUGGACACACUGCAUGCGAAUGGCCUCAUCUCAUAUGCGGACGCGCCCGUGCGCGCGGACGGGCUUUCUGCACGCGCAGCAUGCAAGGCGCGUGUCCAGGCGCUCGAGCGCAAAAUCAACGUGCUCCCGCGCAAAGACAAUGGCCACGCGAACACCCGAGAGCGGCAGGCCCUCCUGGAUGCGCUGGACGAUGCGCGCGACGAACUCGCCCAGCUCGCGCUCGACUCGGGCGAGCUCGAAGGUGAAAUCGACGACUUUGACGCGCUGGUCGGCGGGUUGCAGGACGAAUGCGACGAGAGUGCUUCAGGCGCAUCUACAGAUCAUGAUGAAGAUGAAGUGGAGCAAGAGGAAGCUCUAGGUGGGCCCUUGGCUGAAGGUGAUAGCGAGCCUGCGUCGUUCUCUCGCAUACCUACUGCGUACCUGCACAAGCACCUUGGUCUUCCCACCACUGCUAUGUUCCCGACGUCCGCGUCUCUGGAUUUUUCCGACCUCGCGAAAACGAACUCACCGUACAUUGUCGAGCUCUCGGCGGGCGAGAUGCUGUACCUUCCCGCGUCGUGGUGGCAUGAGGUGACGUCGUCCUCGGUCCUCACAAGAUCUGACGGUUCCGCUGUGCAUAUGGCGUUCAAUUACUGGUUCUACCCACCAGACGCGCUGGAGAGCUUCGAACAGCCGUACGCGGAUGCGUUAGUGUGGGAUUACCUGAGAGAAAAGGCCAGUAGGGAUGAAACCGGUCUGGCGUGGAGAGCGCGGAAGGGUAAACGGAAGCAGGAAGUUGUUGAGGAUAAGGCACUGAAGAAGUUAAGAUGGUGA
Molecule: messenger RNA, 1386 nt
Organism: Sparassis crispa
Lineage: Eukaryota; Fungi; Basidiomycota; Agaricomycetes; Polyporales; Sparassidaceae
Product: JmjC domain-containing protein
Exons: 3
Coding region: 1-1386 (461 amino acids)
Molecular function (GO): 2-oxoglutarate-dependent dioxygenase activity
Source: RefSeq, a predicted model, not a curated record